This is a messenger RNA of Aphidius gifuensis, 1422 nucleotides long. RefSeq lists its product as uncharacterized. The transcript has 5 exons. Bases 54 to 986 code for a protein of 310 amino acids. Lineage: Eukaryota; Metazoa; Arthropoda; Insecta; Hymenoptera; Braconidae. The record is from RefSeq and is a predicted model, not a curated record.
UUGAAAUAAAAAAAUAAAAAGUUAUUAAAUAUUGAAUUAGAAAAAUUUAAACGAUGGGUAAUUUUUUGUCGUCUAAUAAUUUAACAAAUAAUAUAGAAAAUCACUAUCGAGAAUGUGAAAAUCCAGAUUGCUAUAAAGAAAUUUCUAAUGAGGUUAACGCCGCAGUAUUUCAACUGACAGAAAUUAAUAGUCAAAAUAAUUAUCUUCUAAAACUUGCAGAUGAUCUUGAAGAUAUGUUAAAUAAUGCUAAGCACUUGUCUUUGAAUAAUCUCGAAAAUCCCAUCAAGCAAGCUGCAUUGUCACUAAAAAAUCUUGAAUUAUCAUCAUCAUCAUCAUCAUCACCUUCAAACUAUACUGAUGGACAUAUCGAGCCACCUUGCAUUUGUCAGGAAUGGGGUCCAGAUAUUCUUUUAGAUGGCAAAUGGACUUGCAAAAAAUGUAAAAAUAACUGUCAAUGUGAUGAACAAGAUUGGAUGAAUAUUUAUUCAGCAAAUAUUAAUGAAAAUAAAAAAAGUACUAACAUUGAUAGAAACAAAGUAAGAUCUUCUGUUAGUAAUUGUACAUCAAAUAUUUCUAUUCGUAACUGUGAUUCAUCGUUGAAAGAGAGGGGAAGCUUUGAUGUUCCUCUUGAUGAUACAUUAUAUCGUGAGAUUAUUAGAAAAGACAAAUCAUUCAAUAACAAAAAUGAAAAAGUUCGUGGCGAGCAAUCAUUCCAUAAUUCUUUAGCUGAAAAACCUUCAACCAUGAGAAAAAAUUUAUCUAAAAGUGCUGAAGUAAUUGAGAACGUUGGCGAGAGAAAAAAAGGUAUUCAUUGUCCAUGUGGUUGUGGAUUAUAUCAAGAGGGAGAUUUUAUAAUGUGUUCUUGUGGAUGUAAUAGCUUUAUUGAAAUUGUGGAUGACAUUGACAAUGUCAUAAUCAACGGAGAGUGCUGUUGCGGAGGUGUUGAUGCAGAAAGUUGCAGAAUCAAUGAUGAUUCAUCAGAUUAGCAGCAAAAAAAAAAUCAAUCAUUUUUUUUUUUCGAUUCCAUGUAAUUUUUAUUUAAAAAGAAAAUUAUGUUUGAUAGUUGAACUUCAUUGAAAGUCGAGAAUGCAACAACUGCUCUUUAUGCUCGUGAGCUCAGGAAUUCGGAUAAUGUUGAUCACAUAAUUGAUGAGCAUGUUGCUGCACCUUCUUUUUUUACCAUAUACCUCUAUACAGACUUUGAUCUUUCUAUGGUCCAUCAAUACAUAGCACAAAAUUAAAAACCAGUUAUUUAGCUAAUGUUAUUAUAUAGCUUUUAUUGUUUUUGUUUAUUGAAGUUUAUUAAUUUAACAAAAAAUCUUGGAAAAUAUAAACAAAGAUGCAAUAGCCUUGUAAUGAUGCUGAAUAAUUUUUGAGUUAAUCAAGUAAUAUUGAAUUUGCUUACACUUAUUGGGUUUUUGA